UUGCUUUAUUAUGACAUAAUCCAAUAGUGACAUCUUCUUUUAGUUUUGUAUAUAAAAGAAGGUGGUGUAGGCUUCCACAUUAAGCAUUGCUUCUUUUCCUUCAAUUCGAUCGAUCACACCCCUCAUUUUACUUUACAUACACACCACCAAUAUAUGGCAGAGAAAACCAUCAUUUCCUCCGGGCUUGGUCACCUUUUCAUGACGGUGUUCGUGUUCAAUUUUGCCAAUUUCAUGGUUGUUCCGGCCAUGACUGACGUAAGCAUGGCGGCACUUUGUCCCGGUGAAGAUGAGUGUUCCUUGGCCAUUUACCUCACAGGAAUUCAACAAGCGAUAACAGGGAUGGGGAGCCUAGUGAUGAUGCCUCUCAUCGGAAAUCUAUCCGACAAUUAUGGGAGGAAGGUCAUGCUCACUGUUCCUAUGUUGCUCACUACUUUACCCUUGGUAAUUUUGGCAUAUAGCAGAGAGAGGAAUUACUUCUUUGCAUACUAUGCACUCAAAACACUCACCUCCAUGGUUUGUGAAGGAAGUGUGCUUUGCCUUGCUCAUGCUUAUGUGGCAGACAAUGUGACACUAACAAGACGGGCAUCCGCAUUUGGAAUCCUUACUGGCAUAUCGUCCUGUUCUUUUGUCUUUGGAAAUCUCUCCACUCGUUUCCUCCCUUCAGAAGCCUCAGUUUUUCAAGUAUCUGCAGCCGUGGCAAUGGUUUCCGUCGUGUACAUGAGGAUUUUUCUGCCAGAAUCCGGCAUGGAAGCUGCAGUGAUAGCCACGUCGUUGAAAGAAGAAACAGUUAAUGAAUGUCUUCUUGAAAAAGGAUGUACCAACAAUCGACGCCCUGUUCGUACAACUCCUUCAUUACAUGAUUCAAUUUUAUUGUUGAGGAGCAGCUGGACAUUUUCACAGGCAGCUAUUGUGGCAUUUUUCAGUAGUCUGGGUGAACUAGGCCUUUAUUCUGCACUAUUGUACUAUUUGAAGGCCGAGUUUCAUUUUGAUAAAGACCAGUAUGCCAACUUGAUGAUCAUCAAUGGUAUCGCAGGGAUCAUAUCUCAAAUGGUUCUUAUGCCACUGUUGGCUAGAGUAAUCAAAGAAGAAAAAAUUCUUGCAAUUGGGCUCAUCUUUAACUGUGUACAUAUUUUCCUGUACAGCAUAGCUUGGUCUUCUUGGGUGGUUUAUUUUGCAGCCAUGUUUCAGAUUCUGGCUGUUUUUGCAGGACCAAGCUUACGUAGCAUUGUAUCCAAACAAGUCGGUCCCACCGAGCAGGGAAAGGCUCAAGGGUGCAUUACAGGCCUGUGUUCAUUUGCUAGCAUUAUUUCUCCACUAAUUUUUAGUCCUCUAACAGCUUUAUUCUUAUCUGACAAUGCUCCGUUUGUCUUUCCUGGUUUUAGUCUUGUGUGUGCUGCAUUUGCCGUGAUGAUUGCUUUCAUCCAAAGUGUCAUGAUUCGGUCUCCUGCACCACCUGUCCCAGAAUCAAAACUCGACGACUCUGUCCCAGUGGAGCCUUAGAAAACUAUUCUAUGUACAAGCAUUUUUUUCUGUCUUGGCUUGGUAUGCAAGUGCAUUUGCUGUUAGAUGGUCCUUUGCUAUGUAUAUGAUAAGGAAAACUUCAAAGAUAUGUUCUUUUUUCACAACAUGAAGUUAGCUAAAAGGUAAUGGACUAAAGUCAUACAUCAGGGGUACUUGUAUAUCAGUGUCUAAGAUGGUAAACGAAUUUUUAUUCUUAGUAUAUAUAAUAGUUAUAGUGUCCAAUAGUAAGGAUAUGGUUGGAAAUUGUAUUAAGUUAAAACUUUUGUUAUACAUAUUAGGUUGGUAUAUGUCAUAGCUUAAAGCCUGAAUGUAACAGAAAUAUAUGUAACACUACAUUCAUGUAAUGUAUUCUGAAUUUGAUAUUUUUCUAUGUU
Messenger RNA from Erigeron canadensis, 1895 nucleotides. RefSeq names its product tetracycline resistance protein, class H. The transcript has 13 exons. Gene Ontology annotation, molecular function: transmembrane transporter activity. The coding region runs from base 154 to 1500 and encodes 448 amino acids. Gene Ontology annotation, biological process: transmembrane transport. Lineage: Eukaryota; Viridiplantae; Streptophyta; Magnoliopsida; Asterales; Asteraceae. The record is from RefSeq and is a predicted model, not a curated record.